AUGGAAGACAACCCUACUCAGAGUAGGUACAUCACUGUACGAUUCGUGACCAAUGAACGUCAAGCUGCGUUGCGUGAAAGCGCGCACCAUAGUAUGUCUCAGGUGGAUGACUUGCUGACGGAGCGUGUCCUCGUGUUACUUGAUAGCACAAUAUUCCUUCUCUACGUCGUGGUGAUAGGCUCACAAAACCACAACUGUGGUGGGCUUAUACUCGCGCAGUAUUUGAUACAACUUCUUCGCCUGGACAAUGACAAGAACAAAAUCAAUGCGCUGAUCGUCAAUCGGAAGAAGUGGUGCCGCAAGAAUAACAAGAAUAUUUUUUUAGGAAUAAUAGACAAUAGUUAA
Spodoptera exigua (beet armyworm) is the source of this 345-nucleotide messenger RNA. The record is from the annotation of a GenBank genome assembly. Lineage: Eukaryota; Metazoa; Arthropoda; Insecta; Lepidoptera; Noctuidae.